AUGAAAGUGUAAACAAUUCGAACUAUUGAUUUCAGCAAGGCAAAUAAAUAGAUAAAGAAUCUUUCUCAUAAAUUUCUUUAGAGCAAAAUGCUUAGGAAGAACAAAGAGAAUUGUAGCCCUAAUACAAUUUCUUAAGAGAAUGCAGCAAAAUAGCUUUUAGAAGCCCUUCGAAAACCUAUCCUAAGAUACUUGAGAGAUUUGAUUAUGAUUAAAGAAUCAAUGGUUUAUGAAAGAAAUAUAUUUGAUGAGGUGUGUUCUUUGGAUUUUAGUGAGAAUUCAGAUGUUGGAGAAGGUUUCAAGAUUUCUUUUGCGACCUUAAGUAUCAAAUAAGAGAGCAUUAUUGAUUUUUAGAGUAUUUAACCAACUAAUGCUCCUAUAGUAUUAUUUAGAGUACUUUAAAAUAUAAGAAAGAAGAAGAUGAUGAUUUCUUUUUAGGAAAUUAAAUAUUAUAUACUUUAAAGGAACUUAACAUCAAUUAAUAAGAGAUUAUAAUAUGCAAAGAGAGAGCAAUUAAGAAAAAUAAUAAUAAAUAAGAUGAAAUAGGAGGAAUUAUUAAUGUAAGUUUACUUGAAAUAUUGGUCUUAAUAAACAUAACUUUUGAUAUUUUUUGAUCAUUUUGGUUCUAAGAUUAAGAAGAUUUACAACAAUAAAUUAAGAUAAGACUUUAAUGUUAUGAAAUGUUAAAUUCGAAGGAUAGAGGGGUUUAGUCGAUUAAUAAGGUUAAUAAAUAUUAAAUUAUUUGAAUAUGGAUAAUAUUUGAAUAAGUUCUAUAAGAAUUUGCAUUUGCAAAAAUGUUUAUAGAAGGUAUUCAAAAAGUAAAUUAAAUUUUCAUUUUAACAAAUUCAAUGUAUGAAAUAAAGAUCUCCGAUUAUAUUUGAGUUAUUGUAUUAAUUUCAAAAUAAGCUAUAGAAAUAAAGCAUUAAAUUAUUAUUAUUACACUCAUUGAGAUAGUAGAGGAGAUUGAAGUCUUUUUCAUAUGGAUUAUAGGAUUUAGAAAAGAUAUUAAGGAAAUUAGAUUAUAGAUGGGGAUUUAAUAAAUUAUAAAAUAAAUAAGAAUAUAAAAGAAUGAUGUUACCUACAAAAUAUUUAGUUAUGAUACUUAAAAAAAUAUAAGAUAGAUAAAAGAAUUGGGUUUUGCUCAAAUUAAAUUAAUGA
Messenger RNA from Paramecium pentaurelia, 1155 nucleotides. Lineage: Eukaryota; Ciliophora; Oligohymenophorea; Peniculida; Parameciidae. The record is from the annotation of a GenBank genome assembly.